Astrephomene gubernaculifera is the source of this 1651-nucleotide messenger RNA. Lineage: Eukaryota; Viridiplantae; Chlorophyta; Chlorophyceae; Chlamydomonadales; Astrephomenaceae. The record is from the annotation of a GenBank genome assembly.
CCUGCCCGCCGGCACCCGUUUGCCCCUCACCUUCUCCCAGCCCACCACGACCACCACCCCCGCCACCGUCUCCACCCCCUCCCCCACCACCUACUAGCCCUCCCCCGCCCCUGUCUACAUCAACCCCACCGCCACCUCCUCCAAGUCAAGUGUGCGUCCCUCGCACGCUGCUGUGGUCGGAUGAGUUCACGGCACCCCAGUUGGACCUGGCGGCUUGGAGCUACUACCUGGGCACUGCCUACAACAACGAGGUGGAGGUGUACACCAACCGCUCCGGCAACGUGCGGGUGGAGGGCGGCAGCCUGGUGCUGGAGGCGCACGCAGACUACCUGGGCUACUCCUCGGGCCGCGUGCACACCCGCCUCAAGCGCGCCUUCUACCCGGGAAUGAGCGCGGGUGGGGUGGUGUACGACAAGGUCCGGAUUGAGGCGCGAAUCAAGCUACCCAAGGGUCAGGGCUUUUGGCCGGCGUUCUGGUUGCUGCCAAACAGCGCGACGUGCGAGUCCUGUGGACCGUACGGCGCCUGGCCAUACUCGGGUGAUAUCAGCAUCAUGCAGGCUGUCAACCGCAUGGACUGCGCGCUCAGCAGCAUGCACUACGGCGGCUACCAGGCGUCAGGUGCUGCGUACGGCAGUGAAACCAAGUACUGCCCCACGUCGUACAAUCUGGCGCUAGAGUGGCACACGUACGCGUUGGAGUGGAUGGCUGACCAGAUGUGGUGGUACGUUGACGACAUGCUGUACUUCACAACUGUCAGCCGCUCGCUGUCCAAGGACGGCUGGUGGACUGCCAGCCAAACCAGCACUGCUCCCGGCGCCAACGCGCCGUUUGAUUCACCCUUCUACAUCAUCUUCAACCUGGCGAUUGGCGGGACAGGGCCCGGCGGCGGACCGGACGCGACCACCACCUUCCCAGCUCGCAUGCUGGUUGACUACGUGCGCGUGUGGGGCUACUAAUGAGGAGGAAGGAGGAGAGCAGGCGGUUCGCGUGAGCGUUUCAUCAGAACGUGCGUGCCGUUGCUGGGAUGGAAGGAAGGAAGAUGUUUUGGUCCUUGUUGUAGCUCCUGCUGUCAGUAGUGCUGCUGUACGGUAACGGGCACAUGGCUUCCAGCUAGUACGAACAGGGUUGCCACACGGUUGCCACACGGUGCCGGCGGUGGUGCCGCAUGUGCAGGUGGGCGGGGAUGGUUAAAAAAACUGGUUAUAACAACUUUUCAAGCGAAUGCCGAACCCACCGGGCCUGACUCAGACUAGUCAGAACAAGGCGGUUAAUGUGCGUGGGCGGGGAGGGUCAGACGUCUCGUAGGGCAGAGCGGGCGCCAUGAACUCCAGAUGCCGUCAUGCCUUGCCGUACAACACGAGUUCGGUACACAAACUGUACAUCAUAUGGUUGCAGGGUUACGAACUGGCUUUUUCCGAGGGUUUCCCAAGGUGUAUGACGCUUUGGUAUUUGGUAUUAUGUUCAGUUUUCUUCACUGGUGCAUUUGUCGAGGAUUGCUGAUAUGUACGGUACGAUGCCGGUCAAAGGUUCGGAGGCGACUAAAAAACAUAUCUAGGUGGCGGAUUAGCUCCGUCCUUUAUAGCGUGCAACAAUUGCCAGCGUACAAAAAUGUGCGCUUGGCCUCGACAUGUUGCUUGUUUUGGAUCCUGAC